This is a messenger RNA of Colletotrichum destructivum, 2956 nucleotides long. RefSeq names its product Putative tyrosinase copper-binding domain, di-copper centre-containing domain superfamily. Gene Ontology annotation, molecular function: oxidoreductase activity. The transcript is spliced from 5 exons. The record is from RefSeq and is a predicted model, not a curated record. The coding region runs from base 1395 to 2906 and encodes 503 amino acids. NCBI's taxonomy places the organism in Eukaryota, Fungi, Ascomycota, Sordariomycetes, Glomerellales, Glomerellaceae.
CAUGCGUCUGGUCUGAAUUUAGUAUGGUUACUUAGAGACUAUGGGCACUGCUAUCCGCCAACGUGGCUACAGUGGCUGCAUGACGAGAACGGUUGUGCCGCCUCCAGUAACCAGAGCGCAAACACCUCUCGGGCGACUUUCCCUCUCCGAACUCGUAGGCCCGAGCAACUCAUGAAGGCUGGAUGACGGGAACCACUCACGUUCCACGUAUCACGACGCAACUGUUUUUGGGGAAUACCGAAUUCUUUCAUCCGAGGGGCCUCUGUUACUCAGUCUCUCUGCGUUGCCUGCCGCCAAUCAUCUCGAGUCGCCGUUGAGGCUAUGAUGUCCGGAGUCCGGUCGUCGGCAGUGUUUCUCCCUCCUUAUCACUGCUCGCAAAGCUUCAGAGACUGUCAAUGUUGCAACGGUCAUUCACACCGACAAAGAAGGUCGUGAGCACGCUCGAGCCCCUCUUCAGAGGCACCCAACAUCACCGGUGAGCUUCGAUGAUGCCCAGGCGCAGCCGCUCUUUGUGCACCAUGUGCCAUCAGGCGAACGAUAGGACCGUCUGACCGCCCUGUCAUCUGUCAUUUGUGGUGGGCGUGCAGACAGAACUGUCCCUCGAGCCUAAUGCGGUGUCGACGUCUAUGAAGUAGGCUCAACGACAGGGCCGCCAACACGUCCCGCAGCUUACUGAACUUCAACAGCAAAAGAGGCAUCUCGUCCACGAGGUACGCCGAGUCAUUUCUAGCGCUCAGAUGCAAGUUCGCUCUAUUUACCACCUGACCACUCGGUAUCGGUUCCUCUUUUGGAUUCCUCGCUAUCAUUUCAUCACCUUGGAAAGAUACUGGAGCGGAAAAGAGUUAGCUUCUUGCCUCUGCUCGUACUUCUGAUCAUUUCAGCUCUCGGGAGGCUGCGGGCCCGGGAAGUCUGCUGAUGAUGGGUCAUUUGGUAUGACCCGCUGGCUGCCGUCGGCCGAGGAAGUGGUGAUAGUUGUUGAUGAGGCAGAGCAGGUGUCGUUCCACUAGCAGUUCAGUCGAUGAGGCGAGAUGCAGGCACGGUCCUUGAACCAAGCUGAACAGAGUUGAGAGAUUGUGUUUCCCAACGUCGCUCGCGACCAAUGGCGGCCGUUUAUCGCAGGAAGUCAACCCGUUCUCAAAUCGAACCGGGCCAUCCCACCCCAUCAAAGCACAAAUAGCCUCUGUCUCAGCGCGCCGAGGCAGGUCCCCAUACUUUCUCCAGCCUCUAGACCAUGAAACCAGGCGGCGGCAUGGAUCGACGCUCUCGUCGUCUUUAUAUCGUCGGCUCAUCCUCGCCUUGUCAUUGUGGAAACGCAGUCGCAGGUUGAAAUCGAGCCGUCUUGUCUCGUCUGUGGCGAAGAAGCUGUCUUGCGAGUUCUCCCACACUGCGGCGCAAUGGCACCAUGUUCGCGCUGGGGAUGGUUCUUGGUCGUCGCCCUGGUCCUCUUGCUCACGCUCGUUCCGUCCGCCGAGGGCCACCGCAGCAAGAAGAGGCCUCAACAGCCCCCUCAAGCGCCCGCGCCAGUACCGGCACCAUCAAUAGUCCCGGUGCCACCACCCGUCCUGCCUCCUCCGGCGCCGGUUCCUCCACCGUCCCCGGCACCACCUCCGACACCACCUACGAAACCAUCUACGACACCGCCUACGAAACCAACUGCGGCACCCACUACGAAACCGCUGCCACGGCCGGCACCGGUAGCACCAGCGCCGAAACCAAAACCUUCACCACCGGCAUCAAAACCACAACCUGUACCACCAAAGCCCAAGCCCGACUUUACUGAUGAAGAGAUAAACAACGGGACAGCGUUGGCGAAGCUGAACUUGAGGGCACUCAAGAACGCGCGGACCAUGAACACACCGCAAACACAUCUAGGCGACAACAAUCCAUGCCAAGGCGCGAAUGUGCCCAUGCGGAGGGAAUGGCGGUCUCUGCCACCACCUGAACGCAAGGCUUUCAUUGCGGCUGUCCAGUGUAUCAUGAGGCAGCCUGUCUUGUCAGAUCCGAAGCGGGUUCCAAUGGCGAAAUCCCUUUACGAUGACUUUGUUGCCGUUCACUACACCAGCUUCAAGAACACACAUCUUACUGCGUCUUUCUUCGCCUGGCACCGGUAUUAUCUCGCCAGUUUUGAACAGAGAUUGCGCUCUCAGUGUGGUUAUAAAGGAGCCCUGCCCUACUGGGAAUGGGGCCUGGACAUCAACAAUCCAGCCGCCUCGCCCGUUUUCGACGGAUCCGAGACAUCGCUAGGAAGCGACGGCGAAUUCAUCCCCCACGAUGGGCUCCAACUCCGCCAGCCGUUCACAAAGAACCUCAUUACCCUCAAACCAGGCUCCGGCGGCGGUUGCGUGAAAGCGGGCCCUUUCAAGGACAUGCGGGUACACAUCGGCCCCGCCGCGCUGGCGCAGUACGGCACGGACAAGCCCUUCAACGUCUCGAACCCGCUCGAGGACCUCCCGCGGUGCCUCAAGCGGGACCUGAACAAGGACGUCGCCACCCGCUUCAACUCGUUCCGCAACACGACGCUGCUCAUCCUCCAGCAGACGACCAUCAAGAACUUCUCGUCCCUGCUGCAGGGCGACGACCGCUUCUUCCCCAACACGCUCGGCGUCCACGGCGGCGGCCACUUGAUCAUCGGCGGCGACCCCGGCGCGGACGCCUUCAUCGCGCCGGGCGAUCCCGCCUUCUGGUUGCACCAGGCCCAGGUCGACCGCGUCUACUGGAUCUGGCAGAACCUCAACUUCAGAAACCGGCAGGACGUCUUCGGCACCAUGACGCUGCAGGACAACCCCAAGAGCCCGAACGGCAGCGUCGAGGACGCCAUCGACCUGACGCCCAUCAAUUCGCCGGUAAAGAUCAAGAACCUGAUGAAUACGGCGUCCGGGGCGCCGUUAUGCUAUAUGUACCAGUAAUUCGGGCGGUGAUUUUUUUUUAGCUCCAGAUCAAAAUAGAUAUGAUACCC